Apis florea (little honeybee) is the source of this 8591-nucleotide messenger RNA. RefSeq names its product putative chitinase 10. Gene Ontology annotation, cellular component: extracellular region. Gene Ontology annotation, molecular function: chitin binding; chitinase activity. Lineage: Eukaryota; Metazoa; Arthropoda; Insecta; Hymenoptera; Apidae. The record is from RefSeq and is a predicted model, not a curated record. Gene Ontology annotation, biological process: chitin catabolic process; carbohydrate metabolic process.
ACUUACUUAACUUACUUACUUACUGGUUGUAGAGAGAUUAGAGGGCGCGAACAACUCUUGGAGAGAUGCAAGCAGAGAUGCAGCAACACGCACACAAAAUCGCGACGACGAUGUUGUCGUUGCCAUGGCGUGUAAGGUCGAGAAUUGGUGUACGUACAUGAUGGUUCCUUCGUGGUCAAGGACGUCGGAGACAGUCAGGGCCUCCGCGUAGGGUGCGGGAGCCGAGGGGUCCCUGCGACGAUGGAGUAGGUAUAUAUAUGGGCGUCCAGCCGCGUUCAGAAUACCAGAUUCAUGCAAGUUAGCCCUCCCCACGAGGCGGGUGGUGUGCUUUGAAAAAUUCAUCGCGGACGACCUAGGCGGUGGAGAGUCGAGGGGCCUGCUCUCUUCGCGGUCUCUUCAAUCAAGAAUCGGGCAGUACGCUGGGAUCGACUACCAUUCACACCUCGGAUCGGGUUGGACGCAUUAAUUUGGAGAACGUAUUCCCUCGGCAAGCGAUGAUUCUGUGGUUAACCUUAAUCUUCGUGACUUCGGUGGCUGCAGGACCACCUUAUCGAAAGACAAUACCUGAUAUAUUACAACCACCUCCAUGGGACUCUGUAGAAGAAACAGACGUAGAAAUCAUCAAUGUGCCAUUGUUUCAACGUGAUGCUGUAGAAGGUCCACCAACCAUCGAUUCACCAUCGAUAGAUCCCGCCAUUACUCACGAGGAUUACGGAUCUCGAAGGUUUCCUUUGCGCGAUGCAGUCGAAGCGUUGCCCUCAAAUAAGAUCGAUUCUCAAGUCGAUAAUCUACCCUUGCAGAAUUUCAGAGACGGUCGAGUGCCUUUAAGAGAUGCCGUUGAACAUCGCGAAGCUCCCUUCUUUGGGAACGUCGAUCACGAAUCGAUUUGGAUCGAACCAUUAGCUCCACCAACGUUAACAAGAAUGGAACAAAUCAUUAAUCCAAAAGUGGUGUGCCAUUUGGACUCCAGUGCUGUGCACAGAGUAGAGCCAUUCUCUUUGUUUCCUCAAUCCGUACCACACUAUCGAUGCAGCCAUUUGAUAUACGUAGCAGCCACUUUAGAUCCAGAGAAGAUGGUUAUCGUCUCGAGAGAUCGCGAAUAUGACGAGAUCAAGGGUGGAUAUAAAACGGUAACGGGACAUCGAUCGAGGGAUCCAGCGUUGCAAGUGCUCGUCUCGAUCUCGGUUCCAAAUCGAGGAAAAUUGUUCUCCGAACUGACCAAAAGCUACUGCGCUCUCCACUGCGAAAAAUUUGCCAAAUCCAUCGUGAACUUUCUCCAGGCGCACGAUUUCGACGGGGUGGAGAUCGAUUGGGAAGGAUCGGCGAAUCAUUCGAACGAUUUGAAACUGUUGUUGAGAACAAUUAGAAAGUUUUUCGUUGAUCAACAAUACGUUCUUGCGGUGGUUCAAAGGCCGGAAGAUCCGGUGGAUCAAGAAAUUAGCUCUGUGGCCGAUCUGCUUCUCCUGAGAGCGUGGAGGGACAGUCCAGCUUUCAGAAGGGAAAAAUUGGCACUUCACCCGGCUCCUCUCAAGUACGUAGCUCGAGUGACCAACAAAUGGAUCGAUCGUGUGCCGAGAGAGCACAGAUCAAAGAUCGUUCUUGGUUUAUCUGUGUUUGGGCAAGGAUACACCUUGAAAUUCGAGAAUUUUACGGAUGCUGGCGCGCCUAUCAUUGGGCCAGGAAUCGAGAAUUACGACAAGCAGAAAAACGGAAGGAUGGCUUAUUACGAAAUAUGCGAGAAAUUGGAAGAUGGAUUGUGGACCGCUGGAAGAGAUGAAGAAGGGCCGUACAUAAAACGUGGGGAUCAGUGGGUCGGUUACGAGGAUCCGUUGACGGUGAAAAUCAAAGUAGCCUACGUUAGAUCUGUGAAGCUUGGCGGAGUUUCUUUAUGGUCCCUCGACUUGGAUGAUUUUCAAGGUAUUUGCGGAAAUUCGUGGCCAAUGUUAAACGCUGCAACGGAAUCGAUAGGCUUUUACGACGAGACACAACUGGGAAAAUGUUCUACGGAUGGGCUCUCUACCGAUCCCCAGAAUUGUUCAGGAUUUUAUUCUUGUCACAAUGGAGCGCGAUAUCGGGGUCAAUGCGGAUCUGGGAAAUAUUUUAAUUCGAACAAUGGUCGUUGCAUAAAAGCGAAUUCGAAUGUUUGUAAACCUGGCCAAUUUAAUCGAAUUCAAGGAGAUCGUUAUCAGAGUGAAAUAAGAGAGUCGCAAAAAUUGCAACAUUUAGAGAUCUCCUCGGAAAAGGGUCCUCGAGUAGUGUGCUACGUGACCUCGUGGUCGUUAUAUCGGAAGGGUGACGGAUUAUUUGUCCCGGAACGUCUAAACUCUCGUUUAUGCACCGAUAUAAUUUAUGCGUUUGCUGGAUUGAAUCCUGAUACGUUGCUUAUUCAACCGUUGGAUCCCUGGGCCGACAUAGAAUACAAUUUGUACGAACGAGUGACAAAAUUGAAAGGAUCAAGAGUGUUAUUAGCUAUAGGAGGAUGGACAGACAGCACUGGUGAUAAGUAUUCUCGUUUAGUUAGCAGCGGUGUUAUUCGUCGCAAGUUCGUUUCAGCCACGGUAAACUUCUUAAAAAAGCAUAAUUUCGAUGGCCUGUCCUUUGAAUGGAAUUAUCCAAAAUGCUGGCAAAGCAAUUGCAAAAAGGGGCCGGACACCGACAAACCCAAUUUCACCAAAUUGAUCAAGGAAUUGAAAAAUGCGUUUGACCAACAAGAGCCAAAGUUAACGCUUGCUGUAGCAUUUUCCGGCUACAAAGAGGUGAUCGACAGAGCCUACGAGGUGCGGGAAAUCUCGAAAGUGGCGGAUUUUAUAUCUGUAAUGACGUACGAUUAUCACGGUGCUUGGGAGUCGAAAACGGGACACUUGUCACCUUUGUUUGGAAACGCUGCCGACGUUAAUCCGUACUACAACGUGAAUUCUACAAUGGAGUACUUGGUUAAUCUUGGAGCAGAAAAAUCGAAGCUUCUGGUAGGGAUACCUUUGUACGGGCAGGCUUAUCGAUUAUCCAGUGAAAAUCUGGCAAAUCUUGGUGAUCCAACAACUGGUCCUGGAACUGCUGGUGAAUUUACAAAGCAACCUGGAAUGCUGGCCUAUUAUGAAAUUUGUGAUAGGAUCAAAUACAAGGGUUGGAAAACUGGUUUAGGUCCAAGCGCCUACCUCAAAGACCAAUGGGUGGGCUACGACGAUCAGGAAAGUGUCUACGCGAAGGGGGAAUACAUUCUGCAAAGCGGUUACGGAGGUGUAACGCUGUGGACAGUAGACUUGGACGAUUUCUUAAAUCGUUGCUGUUCGGAGUCGUUCCCACUAUUAAAGAGUAUAAAUCGUGCAUUAGGUCGUUUAAAGAACAAGGCAUCCGAAGGAUGCCAACGGCCAGCAGAACCAAUUACGCCGCAACCUCCAACGUUGACAACUCACAGCGAUGCCGUGGAGGAGACUCCACGGCCAACCACACCGAUGACUAAACCAACCAUGUGGCCAACGUGGACUGAAAAACCGAGCACAAGCGCUCAGCACACAACCUGGCCCACUUGGACCUGGAAACCAGAUACAACGAGCAGUGUGAGCAGCACUACAAUCUCUUGGACUACCCAGUCCACCACCAAGAAGCCAUCAACGGUGGAAGUAAAUACGGAAAAACCAACGGAUUCUUCAAAGCCGGGAACAUCGUGUACGAUAGGGGAAUACGUACCGGACCCUGAAAGCUGUAAAAAUUACUUCAGAUGUGUGCUCGGCGAAUUGCAACGCGAACAAUGCGCGCCCGGAUUGCAUUGGGAUGCAAGACGAAGCAUUUGCGAUUGGCCAGCUGCAGCGAAAUGUCAAAUGGAAACUGUAGGUUCUGUUACCCAGAGACCAUCGUGGACCACGACGACUACCGUUGAAACCACCACCGCAAAGAGACCGUCUACAUUGGCAGCAUCCACCACCCAGAAACCGAUCUUCAUGAACGGUCCCAACGAGAAACCAGAAAAAAAUUGCGUGCACGGCCAGUAUUACUCCUAUCCGAAUUCCUGCACGAGCUUCAGCAUUUGCGUGAAUGGGAAUUUAAUAUCUCAGCAAUGCGGGCCAGGUUUGAAUUGGAAAGAAAAAAAUAUGUGCGAUUGGGCGUUCAAGAAUCCUUGUAUCGAACCGAAAAAGACAGCUCCGCUGAUCGCAACGGAUAUUAAAUCCAUGCCAUGCACUCCCGAAAGCUACUCCAGCGUUCCAGGUGAUUGCGAAAGUUUCAAGGCGUGUUUAUGGGGUCGGUACGAGGUGUUCCGUUGCGCUCCCGGAUUGCACUUCAAUCAGAGAACUCGUAUAUGCGACUGGCCGUCCAGAGCCAACUGUCAAGAUAAUUCCGUGUCGACAGGCGAUCGAGAUUCGAGUAAGCCAAUUCGUCCGUCGAGCACCGAGAAACCUUGGGAAGCGAGCACCGCAACAACCACCUUACCAUCAGCCGUGAUAAAUCCUGAAAAAGUUUCUCCGUUGUCUGGAUAUUACAAAAUCGUGUGCUACUUCACGAAUUGGGCCUGGUACCGAAGAGGCGUAGGCCGUUACGUUCCUGAAAACAUAGAUCACACUCUGUGCACUCAUAUCGUCUAUGGAUUCGCAGUUUUGGAUUACUCGGAUCUAAUCGUUAAAGCUCACGAUUCUUGGGCCGAUUACGACAACCGAUUUUACGAGCGUGUAGUCGCGUAUAAGAAACGAGGAUUGAAAGUAUCCCUUGCUCUCGGUGGUUGGAACGAUUCAGCUGGAGACAAGUAUAGUCGUUUGGUGAACAAUCCCGCAGCUAGGAAGAAAUUUAUCGCGCAAGCAGUCCAAUUUCUAGAGAAGUACAAUUUCGAUGGACUUGAUUUAGAUUGGGAAUACCCAGUUUGCUGGCAAGUCGAUUGCAAGAAGGGGCCGUCCUCGGACAAACAAGGUUUCGCGGAUCUGUUGAAAGAGCUCAGCAACGAGUUAAGGCCUAGAGGGCUGUUGCUUAGCUCCGCGGUCUCACCGAGCAAACAAGUGAUCGACAAAGGUUACGACGUUCCCGCCCUCGCCAAAUACUUGGACUGGAUCGCAGUGAUGACUUACGAUUAUCACGGUCAAUGGGAUAAAAAAACUGGCCACGUUGCGCCCCUCUACCACCAUCCCAACGAUGAUUAUUAUUACUUCAAUGCAAACUAUUCUAUUAAUUAUUGGAUCGCCAAAGGAGCUCCUCGUAGAAAAAUUGUUAUGGGAAUGCCGCUGUACGGGCAAUCGUUCUCCAUAAACGAUCCCAGCGCGGGGACAGGAUUGAAUGUACCAGCUAGCGGUGGGCAGGCAGGAGAAUUCACACGAGCUGCCGGAUUCUUAUCCUAUUACGAGAUUUGCGACAGGAUACGGAAUCGUGGAUGGAAUAUUGUCCAAGAUUCGCAACGUAGAAUGGGCCCUUACGCGUAUAAAAGCAGCCAAUGGGUCAGCUUCGAUGACGCCGAGAUGAUUCGAAGGAAAGCCGAGUACGUCAGGAGUAUGGGUCUUGGUGGUGGAAUGGUAUGGGCGUUGGAUCUCGAUGAUUUCCGGGGUCGUUGCGGCGAGGGGCCGCAUCCUUUGAUGCACACCCUUCAGAAAGUAUUAGCUGAUCCACCGAGCGAGGAUGAGAAACCUGAGAAACCGUGGAUCACGGUGGAGGAUUUAGAUCAAGAUGCGAUGGCACCCACGGUAGCGCCCACUACUGUUAAAACACCUAUACCAUCGUCGACCUCGAGGGAUCAGGUGCAGUCAGAAAAUGGUUUUAAAGUAAUUUGUUAUUUCACGAAUUGGGCGUGGUACCGUCAAGAAGGAGGCAAGUUCUUACCCGAAGACGUGGAUACUGAUUUAUGCACCCAUGUUCUAUACGGUUUCGCGGUACUCGAUGGAUCUCGAUUGAAGAUAAAAUCGCACGAUCCAUGGGCUGACAUAGACAACAAAUUCUACGAAAGAAUAGCAGCGUUGAAAUCGAGGGGUGUAAAGGUAUUGAUGGCUAUCGGAGGAUGGAACGAUUCGGCAGGAGACAAGUACAGCCGCCUGGUUAAUUCGCCAUCGGCCAGACAAAGAUUCAUCGAGAAUGUAAUCCAAUUUAUCGAGAAGUACAAAUUCGAAGGGUUGGAUUUAGAUUGGGAAUAUCCAGUCUGUUGGCAGGUCGAUUGCAACAAAGGUCCAGCAUCGGAUAAGGAAGGCUUUGGCAGUUUAGUGAGAGAGUUGAGCGAAAAAUUUAAACCGAAAGGAUUGUUGUUAUCUGUCGCCGUUUCUCCUAGCAAACGAGUCAUCGACACCGGUUACGACGUGCCGACCUUGGCAAAAUACUUGGAUUGGAUAUCUGUAAUGACUUACGAUUAUCAUGGUCAAUGGGAUAAAAAAACCGGUCAUGUAGCGCCUCUGUAUCAUUUACCCAGUGAUUGGGAGCCGACCUUUAACGCUAACUUCUCUAUUCAUUAUUGGAUAGAGAAAGGUGCUCCAGCGAAAAAACUUGUUAUGGGAGCACCUUUGUACGGUCAAUCUUUUUCUUUAGCCGAGAGAACACAGAGGGGAUUGAAUGCGCCAACUUAUGGUGGUGGUGAAGCCGGAGAAGCAACAAGAGCCAGAGGCUUCCUCUCCUAUUACGAAAUCUGCGAAAGAACCUUGAAGAAAGGUUGGACCGUCGUCCAAGACAAGAAACGUCGUAUCGGCCCGUAUGCAUUUAAAGGUGACCAGUGGGUUAGUUUUGACGAUGCCAGACAAAUUAAACUGAAGGCAGAGCUUAUAAAGGAUCUUGAUUUGGGUGGUGGCAUGAUAUGGGCCCUUGAUUUGGACGAUUUCAAAAAUAGAUGCAAUUGUGAACCUAGUCCACUUUUAAGAACCAUGAACAGAGUUCUAAGAAAUUAUCCUAAAGGCCCAUUGUGUCCGGUAACGAAUGAAUUUAUGACAAUCGAUAUCGGUGAAACCACCAUGGAAUCAACGACGAACAGCGAACAACCAAAUUGGGAAGCUACCACUUCUCAUAGACCAAUGUAUUUACCACCAACGACCGCAGAUCCGUGCACAGACACUGACGAUACUAUCGAAAUAGAAGCUGAACCACCAUUAAUAGGCACUUCGCCAGAAGAUUGCGGUGGUCGUGUAUUCGUUCCCCACAAGAAAGAUUGUUCCAAAUACUUCCUGUGCAAUUUUGGAAAACUAACUGAAUACUCUUGUCCUCCUGGUCUUUACUGGAACGAGAACCGUUGCGACUGGCCUGAGAACACAAAGUGUAAAAAUUCCCAACGUCAGUCCAAUCAAUUACUCCCAUUAAUCUUGGCUCCAGAAACGGACAAGAAGAAAGUAAUUUGUUACGUAACAAAGUGGGGAAGAAAGCGAUCUGGAUCAGGACAAUUUCUACCCGAAGAUAUCGACCCGAAUUUGUGUACCCAUAUCGUUUUUGGCCCCGUCAAAUUGGACCCGGAACGAUUGACCAUCCAAAGUCCUCAGAGUAUCAGCCAAAAGGAAUUCUUUGAUAAAAUAAUAGAUAUUAAAAAUAGAAACGGGCUAAAGAUUUUACUUAGUUUGGGAGGCUGGGAAGAAUCAAAGAAUAACAAGUAUAGUAAAUUGGCACAUAAUUCGGUGGAACGACAGAGAUUUGCACGUCACGCUUCUCUUUACAUUCAGAAUCAUGGCUUUGAUGGCCUUGAUCUUCUUUGGGAGUAUCCAGUAUGCUGGCAGGUCGAUUGUACCCGUGGUCCAUUAACCGACAGAGAAGCUUUUGCAGCUUUGCUUAAGGAACUGAGUAUAGCUUUGAAAUCGAAAGGGUUGCUCCUUUCUACCGCAGUUUCUGCUAGCAAAGAAGUUAUCGACGUGGCUUAUGAUGUUCCAGCAUUAAUCAAAUACGUUGAUUGGAUGAACGUUAUGAGUUACGAUUAUCAUUCUAAUUUAGAGAGCAAAACUGGCCACGUUGCGCCGCUUUAUCAUAACCCAAAUGAACAAACCAAAUAUUUGAACGUAAACUUCUCUAUGAUUUAUUGGCUAGAACAAGGUGUGCCAUCGAAUAAGCUCGUGAUGGGUGUACCAACGUACGGGCAGAGUUUCACGUUAUUGAGGAAAUCGCAAAGAAAUGAAACGCCAGGCUUUAACGUGAAAGUUUCUGGACCUGGAUAUCCGGGCAACUUUACCAAAUCAUCUGGCAUGCUUGCUUAUUACGAGAUAUGCGACAACGUGAAAAAUAAAGGCUGGUCAGCUAUUAAAGAUCCGAAGAAUUUGGUUGGACCAUAUGCAACGAAAAGUGAUCAAUGGGUCAGCUAUGAGGAUAUAUCAAGUAUAACGCAAAAAGCAAAAUUCAUAAGAGAUUUAAAUCUUAGCGGUGCUCUGAUUUGGUCCUUGGAUUUGGACGAUUUUAAAAAUCAAUGUGGUUGUGGAAAAUAUCCUUUAACAACAGCGCUUAGUCAAGGAAUUAGAGGAGAACGAGAACUCAGAAUGGAUUGUACUUGAGAUACACGUAUCUUGAACAAUUAUGCAAAUGAUUCACCAAUAACAAUUCAUUUACAUUGUGUUCCACUUUCACGAUAAAUCUCAGAUAGCUCAUAAAUCAUAUUAGUCAGUGUAGAUACUGUAUGGCACGAAGUUACAAAUACUUUGCAAAGAACAAUAUGAUUUAGAGAGAAAAAA